UCCACGUGGUGUCCAGAAUACCAUAAUUCCAAAUCGAAAUUUGGAUCGUAUAGAUCAGGCAGAUUCAGUUUUAGAUGGAGAAUAUGACUUUCCUGAUACAGCAGGUGAAGGCGUAAAUGUUUUUAUAGUGGACACUGGUAUAUUUAAAAAUCAUUCAGAAUUUAAAGGACGUGCUAAAUCUGGAGGCUUCUUUUGCGACGGUUGUGCUAGUGAUAAUGACGACAAUGGACAUGGAACUAAUGUUGCUGGAAUUGUAGCCGGUAAAAAUUUUGGUGUCGCAAAGAAAUCUACGGUUAUUUCUGUAAAAGUUCUCGAUGCUGGCGGUUUUGGUACCAUUUCGGGUGUUAUAGAUGGAUUAUUGUUCGUUCUAGGAGCUCAUAUAAAAUCAACAAACAAAAAUUCUGUAGUCAACAUGUCUCUUGGGGGCCCGAAAUCAGAUGCAUUGAAUGAAGCAGUAAAAGCGCUCACAGGUGCAGGUAUUCAUGUAGCUGUGGCAGCAGGAAAUGACGCUCUAGAUGCGUGUAAAUCAUCACCAUCAUCCGAACCAAGUGCAAUAACUGUCGGUGCAAUACAAGUUGACCCGAACGAUAAAAAAAAGAAUAAAAUCGCAUUUUUCUCUAACUUUGGAAAAUGUGUUGAUAUUUUUGCUCCAGGUCUCGGAGUUGUGUCAGCAGGUAUUUUUACUGAUUUUGAUAUUAGUGCAUUGUCGGGAACCUCUCAAGCAACACCCCAUGUUGCUGGUACAAUUGCUCUUAUUAUUGCUAAAAGCGGUAAUCAAAGUCCAGCAAAAAUGGCCACUACAUUGAAAGAUUUGUCGACUAAAAAUGUAAUAGAUUUUGGUGGUAACAAAGCUAUUGAAAAAUCUACUCCAAAUAAUUUGUUGCGCGUACCUGCACCAAAAUAA
Racocetra persica is the source of this 904-nucleotide messenger RNA. The record is from the annotation of a GenBank genome assembly. NCBI's taxonomy places the organism in Eukaryota, Fungi, Glomeromycota, Glomeromycetes, Diversisporales, Gigasporaceae.